Carassius gibelio (silver crucian carp) is the source of this 4056-nucleotide messenger RNA. RefSeq names its product mothers against decapentaplegic homolog 4. Gene Ontology annotation, biological process: BMP signaling pathway; cell differentiation; SMAD protein signal transduction. The transcript has 12 exons. Gene Ontology annotation, molecular function: RNA polymerase II cis-regulatory region sequence-specific DNA binding; I-SMAD binding; DNA-binding transcription factor activity, RNA polymerase II-specific. The record is from RefSeq and is a predicted model, not a curated record. Bases 412 to 2055 code for a protein of 547 amino acids. Gene Ontology annotation, cellular component: heteromeric SMAD protein complex. Lineage: Eukaryota; Metazoa; Chordata; Actinopteri; Cypriniformes; Cyprinidae.
CCGACCCAUCACUAGUGCGCAUGCGCGUCUCGCCAUCUCGCACAGCAGGGUGUGAGACCAUCGCCCCUAAAUUGUUUAUUUUCGCUGGACGCAGUGACUGUUUUUGCUCUCCUGUUGAUAGAAAUAUUGUGCCAAAUCACGUCUAACAGAGUUCUCGCUCAGAUGAAGAUCUAUUGACAUCUGUUGUCGCUUUAAAUCGUAGAUAACGCGUGCUAAGACUGCUAAGCGCGGAAGCCGCUAACAAGAUUCACAUCAAAACCACCAAAACUGGACAGAUUAAGUCAGAUUCAUCCACAGUAGGCAUAGCAGGUAUGGGACGUUUGGAUGGACCCUUCACUGGUCGCAGUGCAUUGCUGAAACGAGUCUGAAGCAGCACACAGGAGACUCUCUGAAGCCUAUAACCAGCGCAGGAUGUCCAUCACAAACCCCCCCACCAGUAACGACGCCUGUCUGAGCAUCGUGCACAGUCUGAUGUGUCACAGACAGGGCGGCGAGAGCGAGACCUUCGCCAAACGGGCCAUUGAGAGUCUGGUGAAGAAACUGAAGGAGAAGAAAGACGAGCUGGAUUCGCUCAUCACCGCCAUCACCACCAACGGUGCUCAUCCCAGCAAAUGUGUGACCAUACAGAGAACACUAGACGGCCGUCUGCAGGUGGCUGGUCGUAAAGGAUUCCCACAUGUCAUCUAUGCACGGUUGUGGCGAUGGCCGGACCUUCAUAAGAACGAGUUGAAACACGUCAAGUACUGCCAGUUUGCCUUUGACCUGAAGUGUGACAGCGUGUGUGUGAACCCUUACCAUUACGAGAGAGUCGUGUCUCCAGGAAUAGACUUAUCUGGACUCACACUGUCAGGCUCUGGUCCGUCGGGUCUGAUGGUGAAGGACGAGUAUGAUUAUGAAGGCCAGCAGUCUCUGUCCAGCUCUGAGGGACACAUGCAGACGAUUCAACACCCUCCCUCUCGCCCGGUGGCCCCGGAGCCCUUCAGCACGCCCUCCAUGCUCCCGCCAGCAGAGGGCAGCAGCUCGGCCUCCACCUCCGCCUUCUCCAGCAUCGCAGUGGGACCCACAACUCAGCCCAAUAGUGUUCUCUCAGGAAGCCACAGCAGCGAUGGUCUGCUGCAGAUUGCCUCUGGGACGGGGCAGGGCUCACAGCAGAAUGGUUUCCCCCCUGGCCAGUCCUCCACGUACCACCACAACGCCGGCUCUAGCUGGACGAGGAACAGUAACUUCCCCCCCACCGUGCCUCCCCAUCAGAACGGUCAUCUCCAGCAUCAUCCGCCCAUGGCCCAUCCAGCACACUUCUGGCCCGUUCACAAUGAAAUCGCGUUCCAGCCACCGAUAUCCAACCACCCUGCUCCAGAGUACUGGUGCUCCAUCGCUUACUUCGAGAUGGAUGUUCAGGUGGGCGAGACCUUUAAAGUUCCCUCGUCCUGUCCCAUCGUGACCGUGGACGGGUACGUGGACCCCUCCGGAGGAGACCGCUUCUGUCUCGGUCAGCUCAGCAACGUCCACCGAACGGAGGCGAUCGAGAGAGCGAGACUGCACAUCGGGAAGGGCGUCCAGCUGGAGUGUAAAGGGGAAGGGGACGUCUGGGUUCGCUGUCUGAGCGAUCACGCCGUCUUCGUCCAGAGCUACUACUUGGAUCGUGAAGCCGGUCGAGCUCCAGGAGACGCUGUGCACAAGAUCUACCCCAGCGCUUACAUCAAGGUGUUUGAUCUGCGUCAGUGUCACAGACAGAUGCAGCAGCAGGCAGCGACAGCACAAGCAGCAGCAGCCGCUCAAGCAGCAGCGGUGGCCGGAAACAUCCCCGGCCCUGGAUCUGUGGGAGGAAUCGCUCCUGCUAUCAGUUUGUCUGCGGCCGCUGGAAUCGGUGUGGAUGACCUCCGCCGGCUCUGCAUCCUGCGCAUGAGCUUCGUCAAGGGCUGGGGUCCGGAUUACCCCCGACAGAGCAUCAAAGAGACGCCCUGCUGGAUCGAGAUCCACCUGCACCGUGCGCUGCAGCUGCUGGACGAGGUCCUGCACACCAUGCCCAUCGCUGACCCCACGCCGCUGGACUGAGACCAGACCCUGGACCUCACAAACCCAGGACCGCCGACCUGUGCGGACGAUGCCGAGAGACCGUUACGGUUCAGAGGUCAACAUCACGGCUGCGUUUAUUUCAUUUGCUUCUUCUGUUUUAGCCCGUGUUCUAACAUUCAGACCCUGAAGUGCACAGGUCCCAGUGUUGUAGUGACACUAAAGCUUCAAAAGUGUUUUGCAUGAAGAUGAGGUGCAUGCUGGGAGCUGUUAAAAUGAAUUUGUUCUUAGACUCUUGCUUCCUGCUGUUCUUCACUAGUCACUAGAGUCUCCCAUCGUGUCUGAACCGAGUCCGUUUCAAUCAGACUGUCAGAUUUCACUUUUAUUUCCUACUUUGUUUUGGUCUUCAUCUCUUGAUGCAAACCAGAGUCUCUCAGGCCGAACGUUUAAAAGCUGCUCUGGAAGAAUGACAGCUGACGUUAUACCUGAACAUCAUGUGACAUCAUUUCCUCUCUCGUGAGUCGUGGCGUUUGGGUUAAAGCGGUUUGGGUUCGGACUCACGGUUGUAUUAGCAGGUGUUGCAUGUACAGAAGAUGUGCGUUUUCUUUCGAGCUUCUCACUAGUAGCUAAUAAGCUGGUUGACGUUUUUAUUUUGCAAGUUUCUCUCUGCACUCUGUUAUCAGUCAAAGCAAGAUGUGUUAACGGUUAGUUUAGACUCAUUCAUCUACAAGCAAUAACAACCAGUUUCUUCUGAAUGCUUUUUUUUAGCCAUGUAUUUGUUUUAGCACUUUAUGUACUAUUUUUUUUUUUCUUUUACAUCUUUCAGUUUCUCUUCUUUGCAGCCUGUGAUUAAAAAUUCAGCUCUUUUACAGAAAAUAAAUUUGGUUUACAGGAAUCAUAACCAGAAAUUAAAAUGUGCUCAUCCUCAGAUCACCUAAGAUGAAUUUGUGUCUUCAUCAGGUUUGUAGAAAUGUAGCAUUGCAUCAGUGUCUCAUCAAUGGAUGCUCUGCAGUGAAUGGGUGCCGUCAGAAUGAGAGUCUGAUAAAAACAUCUCAAUAAUCCACAGCUCUCCAGUCCAUCAGUGAACAUCUGGAGAAGACAAAACCUGAAACACAUCCAGCAUUACGAUGAUUUUAACUCAAACACAUAGAGUCUAUAAUCCACUUCCCCUGGUGAAAAAGUGCAUCAAAAUCAGCCACAGAUUAGUUUAGAUUUGUUUAAACGUUGCUUGAUCUGUGCAGAUUUCUCUCCUGAUUCAGACCAGAACACUUUUUCACUGGAGGAAGUGUUAUUCUGGAUUAUUGACUAUGUAUUUGAGUUAAAAUCAUCUUAAUGCUGGAUGUGUUUCAUCUUGUGUCUUCUCCAGAUGUUCACUGAUGGACUGGAGAGCUGUGGAUUAUUGGGAUGUUUUUAUCAGACUCAUUCUGACGGCACCCAUUCACUGCAGAGCAUCCAUUGAUGAGACACUGAUGCAGUGCUACAUUUCUACAAACCUGAUGAAGACACAAACUCAUCCUGAUCUUGUAUAAGUAUUUCUUUAACACAUUAUUGGUUUAAUGCAGCUUUCACAGCUGGUCAAAGGUCACAAGGGCUCCAUUUGAUCUGUUUCUAAAGAUCCUUUCACAGGAAACUGAUUAAUUCACUCUUUUAUACCAUUUAUACCACACGCCUCUGAUGCCUGAGAUGAUCAGUUAUUCAAAUAACAAAUGAUGGCCAUGUAUGGAUAUGAGAUGAACUGGAAAGGAGUGUUUUGAUAUGAACGUUGAAAGCCAUACGACAUGAAUAUGAUGGGAAAUAAGAUCCCAGUAUUCUUCAGAGAUGGUGUUUUCUCUAUAAAUUGACAGAUUUACUCUAGACGAUCACGUCAGCCUUGCGUGUCUCGAAGAGAGUUUAGAUGACCGAUCAAACUUCUGUUAUUCUGUUUAAAAAGAAAUGAGAAAUUUCUGAACAAGAAGAGAGCACCUGUGAGAGCAUUUUCUCAAAUAGCUCGUACUUUUAGCAGGUAAUCAAAUACAGUAUAUUAUUAAAUUGAUUUUGAAGUUU